Molecule: messenger RNA, 686 nt
Organism: Acanthoscelides obtectus
Lineage: Eukaryota; Metazoa; Arthropoda; Insecta; Coleoptera; Chrysomelidae
Source: the annotation of a GenBank genome assembly
GAGCUAUCCUAUAUACAACAUACCUUCUUGACAUUCUCAGUUUUCUGUCCGAAAAGCUCGAGUGGUCAAAGAGGGAACAUCUAAAAUUGCCAUAAAUUCCCCAUAUUGACGGCGACCUAUGUCAGUUGGUAUGCUCCCCCAAACUGCUGCAGAAUUGACGGUUUUUUGUGUUAUUGUUUGGCUCUGAUUAUAUAACCAUAGCUUUCUUACAAUUUUCAUAAAAAAUGUAACUUUAUGACAUGACCUCUGUUUUUGUUUCUUUCACGAACUCCAUCCUACCCAGUGUACAUUUCCUCCAAUGAUUGCACACUUUACGUUACUACGACAAAAUAUGGCCCAAAUUAACAAUCUUCCUGCCUGCAAUUCUGUCAGCAAUGCUUAGACACUCUAUCGAACGAAGAUUUGCCAACAUAACUUUGACACCAACUGGACAAGCCUCAGAUAAUUCAUUGCUGUUGUCAACAAAAGGCUAUCCACAUAGUUCAUCAACUUCAUUUCUUAACAACAACCUGGAUAAAAAAGCAAGAUGCAGAGAUCAAAAUCUGGAGGAGGCUGGAGACGAGGUAAAACAUGAAUAUGCCUUUUUUGAACCAAGCUGGGGAAAAUGGGAACUUCUAUGGAAAAUGUUUGAUCCAAUCUUUUGUGUGAUAAUAGCGCAGGUCUUUGGCCUAGCAUACAUCGAUUAA